UAAAAAACAAAACCAACAAACUAAAGCUAAAAUGAAAAGCACCCUUUUUCUCUUUCAAACAUCAAAGCACGUGCUUGUGAAAUCAAUUUCUCACUCCCGCACGCUCUGUCAACAGUGAUGGCUGCUGCUCUGCUUUCUCAUCCCAGGCACUCUCUCUCCCUCGCAGCUCAUAAAAAGCUUCAAUUUUUCACUUCAACACCACCUUCAGGAGUGCCUUUGGUGGGCAAGAAGGGAAAUGGGUUUGGAAAAUUGUUGAUGGCAAGAGCAAAUUCUACAUCUGUUGUUUUGGAUGACAAUAAGAAGAAAAGUAACAAUCCCAUUAUUGUCAUUGAUAAUUAUGACAGUUUCACUUACAAUCUUUGCCAGUACAUGGGAGAGUUGGGGUGUCAUUUUGAGGUUUACCGGAAUGAUGAGUUGACUGUGGAUGAGCUAAAGAAGGAAAAUCCAAGAGGAGUGCUUAUUUCCCCUGGACCAGGUGCACCCCAAGAUUCUGGAAUAUCAUUGCAGACUGUUUUGGAGCUAGGACCUACUGUGCCUUUAUUUGGUGUGUGUAUGGGUUUGCAAUGCAUUGGAGAGGCUUUUGGAGGGAAGAUUGUGCGAUCUCCUCUAGGUGUCAUGCAUGGAAAAAGUUCUCUUGUAUAUUAUGAUGAGAAGGGGGAGGAUGGCUUGUUCACUGGAUUAUCAAAUCCUUUCACAGCAGGUAGAUAUCACAGCCUUGUGAUUGAAACAGAAAGCUUUCCUAGUGUGCUUGAGGUUACGGCAUGGACGGAAGAUGGCUAA
Molecule: messenger RNA, 780 nt
Organism: Pistacia vera
Lineage: Eukaryota; Viridiplantae; Streptophyta; Magnoliopsida; Sapindales; Anacardiaceae
Product: anthranilate synthase beta subunit 1, chloroplastic-like
Exons: 7
Coding region: 118-780 (220 amino acids)
Biological process (GO): L-tryptophan biosynthetic process
Cellular component (GO): cytosol
Source: RefSeq, a predicted model, not a curated record